CUGGCAGGUGCUGGGGGCCGGCUCUGAACCUCCUCUCUGCUGCCCACCAUGGCCCGGGGACUGCCCAGCGCUGCCAGCCUGGUGCGCUUCUGCCAGAAGGUGAACCGGGUGAGGCCCCUGGAGGAGACCACCAUGGAGACGUCACUGCAUCGCUGCCUGUCCAUGCUGGACCUCACCCUGCUUGGCGUGGGGGGCAUGGUGGGCGUGGGCCUCUAUGUGCUCACGGGCACCGUGGCCAAGGAGCUGGCCGGCCCAGCCGUGAUCGUGUCCUACGCCGUGGCCGCCGUGGCCUCCCUGCUGGCCGCCCUGUGUUAUAUGGAGUUCUGGGCCCGCGUGCCCCGCACGGGCUCUGCCUACCGCUGCACCUACGUGUCCAUGGGUGAGCUGUGGGCUUUCCUCAUCGGCUGGAACACGCUGCUCGAGUACCUCAUCGGUGGCGCCACCGUGGCCUGGGCUUGGAGCGGCUACCUGGACGCCAUGGUCGGCCACCACAUCCGCAACUUCAUUGAGACCUACCUGGGCGUCUGGCAGGUGCCCUUCCUGGCCCACUACCCAGACUUCCUGGCUGCCACCAUCCUCCUUCUGGCCACCAUCUUCAUCUCCUGUGGAGCCCGCGUGUCCUUCUGGCUCAACCGCAUCUUGUCACCCAUCAGCCUGGGCGUCAUCCUCCUCAUCAUCAUCCUGGGUUUCAUCCUGGCCCGCCCGGAAAACUGGAGCUCCCAGGAGGGCGGCUUUGCACCCUUUGGCUUCUCGGGCAUCCUAGCGGGCACCGCCACCUGCUUCUACGCCUUCACGGGCUUUGAUGUCAUCACCACCUACAGUGAGGAGGCUCGGAACCCACAGCGGGCAGUGCCCAAGGCCAUCGCCUUCUCACUGGCCCUGGCGGCCACUGCCUACAUCCUGGUCUCCACCGUGCUGACCCUCAUGGUGCCCUGGCCCAGCCUCGAACCAUACGCAGCCCUGGUCGAUGCCUUCAACCUGCGUGACUACACUUGGGCCGGGGGCAUCGUGGCGGCCGGCUCCGUCUCCGCCAUGGCCACUGUCCUGGUCAGCAACCUCUUCUCCCUGCCGCGCAUCACCUACGCCAUGGCGGUGGAUGGGCUGCUCUUCCAGGUGUUUGCCCGUGUCCAUCCUCACACGCGGGUCCCCGUGGUGGCCAUGCUGGUGUUUUGGUUCCUCAUGGCCACCCUGGCGCUGCUGCUAGACCUCGAGGCACUCGUGCAGUUCCUGUCCAUCACGUCGCUGCUCACCUACACCUUCGUGGCUGCCAGCGUCAUCGUGCUGCGCUUCCGGAAGGCCUCUCCACCCAGCUCCUUCUCAGGCCACGUGCAGCCAGUGGAUGAUGCACAGGCCAUGGCCCCUGAGCCUGGGCGGUUGCGGCCAGCCCUGAGGCCCUACCUGGGCUUCCUGGACAGUUGUGGCCAUGGAACCACCGUCGCCUGGGCGCUGGGCCUCCUGGUGGCCUCGGCCGUCACCCUGGGCUGUGUGCUGAACUUCGGGGACUCGGUCCUGCACCUGCCUCGCUGGGGCUACAUCUUUUUGCUUCUGUCCAGUGGGGUCGUCUUCCUGCUCAGUCUCGCCAUCCUGGGGGCCCACCAGCAGCAGCACCGGCAGGACAUUUUCCAGGUGCCCCUGGUGCCCCUGACGCCGGCUCUGAGCAUCCUGCUCAACAUCUGUCUCGUGCUACAGCUGAGCCUCCUGACCUGGCUGUGCUUCUGUAUCUGGCUGCUGAUUGGACUCACCCUGUAUUUCGGCUACGGCAUCCGGCACAGCAAGCUGAACCUGCGGGAGUCCUCGGGUAGAGACAGCCAGGUGGAGACGGAGCAGGAGAUGCAGCCACUCAGCCGGCUGCCUGCCCAGGAGCCUGGCCACACGGAGCAGCCCAUCAGGCAAUGA
Molecule: messenger RNA, 1896 nt
Organism: Choloepus didactylus (southern two-toed sloth)
Lineage: Eukaryota; Metazoa; Chordata; Mammalia; Pilosa; Megalonychidae
Product: cationic amino acid transporter 4-like
Exons: 4
Coding region: 49-1896 (615 amino acids)
Biological process (GO): amino acid transport; transmembrane transport
Cellular component (GO): plasma membrane
Molecular function (GO): amino acid transmembrane transporter activity
Source: RefSeq, a predicted model, not a curated record